CUUAGAAAUGUCAAAUGACUAAACAUUAGUCAUACCUGUCAAAAAAGUCAAUAUAGAAAAUAAAGUUGCAAAUUUUGCAUCGCAAAAAAUUUCCGUGUAAUUUUUACAUCUAAAAUGUCGUUAAACACGGCCCACCUGAACGGCGGCGUGCUGAUCCAUGCAGGGGAACAGAUAUUGCUGUUUUCCGAGCAUGUUUCCAUAGAGUGGUCGGGGCAGAAUAUGGGUGCUUUUAAAGGUACCAAAAGCGGUAGAAUAUACUUGACAACUCAUCGAUUGGUUUUUAACAGCAAAAGCCCCAACGAUGAAAUGCAGUCAUUUAGUUUCCCUUUCAUCACUCUAAGCGAGGUGGAAAUUGAACAACCAAUAUUUGGGGCUAAUUACAUUAAAGGGAAAGUAAGGGCUCAGCCGAAUGGAAAUUGGACUGGCGAAGCCAAAUUCAAGUUGACUUUCAAACACGGAGGUGCUAUUGAGUUUGGGCAGGCUAUGCUGAAAGUGGCUCAUCUUGCCACAAGGGAUGAUAUCUCUGGAGAUAUCGCAAGGGGCGGCUUCAGAGAAGCACCCCCGCCGUACAUGCCGCCCCAAUCGCAGUACUACGCGGCGCCGCCCCCCGCCUACGCGCCGCCCCCGCAGGGUUACUACGGCUGGACGCCGCCCUACCAGACGUUCCCCGAUCAGCCGCCCCAGAACGGCGUUUUCAUGACGGACGCGCCGCCCCCGUACCCCGGGCUGCCGCCGCAGGGCUACCAGGGGGGGCAGAUGCCGCCGCAGGGGUAUCCGCCGCAGCAGCAGCAGGGGUACCCGCCGCAAGGGGGGUACCCGGCGGCGCAGGGCUAUCCGGGGGGCAGCUACUCCGGCUUGCCGCCGCCGCCCGGUCAGCAGGGCCCGCCGCAGGGGUAUCCCCAGAACGGGGGGCCGUUUGUCGGGCCGCAGGGCUAUCAGAAUCAACCGCAGCCCGGCUAUCCGCAGACGCAGGGCUAUCCGCAAGGGUUUACGGCACCUGCUGACUCUAAGGCGGCUGAGGCAGCCCAGUCGGCCUACUAUGAUCCUAGCAAACCACAGAUGGCGUAUGUGCCACCCCCAGCCUACUACGAGAAUCCACCAAGCUAUAAUCAAGCUACACACAAAAAAGAUCAAUAAGCUAUUUUCAACUGUUAUGCACUUAAUAUUAACGAUUAUACGGAAAUCUAUUUGUUUUUUUUCUGUUAGUGUUGCUAUAUUUUAAAUAUUUCAUUGUAUAAAAAUAACCAAUCAUUCCUGCACAUUCUUGUUAACUCAAUAUGAUGCCUUGAACUAUGAAUAGUGAAUUUAUGUUAUAUGCUAUUUAAGUAAGAUUUUAUAAAAUAUGGAUAUAGGUACCAUAAACAUUAAAAAUAUUUUCAUGUGCCUAUAUAUUUAGUUAGUAAUUAUGUUGGAAUACCAUACUUAUGUGUUAUAGAUAAUAUAUUAUGUAUUAAACAAUAAAU
Messenger RNA from Brassicogethes aeneus, 1463 nucleotides. Lineage: Eukaryota; Metazoa; Arthropoda; Insecta; Coleoptera; Nitidulidae. The record is from the annotation of a GenBank genome assembly.